This is a messenger RNA of Octodon degus (degu), 7897 nucleotides long. It is a transcript of the gene Ptprt, whose product is annotated as protein tyrosine phosphatase, receptor type T. Gene Ontology annotation, cellular component: membrane. Bases 1 to 4407 code for a protein of 1468 amino acids. NCBI's taxonomy places the organism in Eukaryota, Metazoa, Chordata, Mammalia, Rodentia, Octodontidae. The record is from RefSeq and is a predicted model, not a curated record. Gene Ontology annotation, molecular function: protein tyrosine phosphatase activity; protein binding. Gene Ontology annotation, biological process: protein dephosphorylation. The transcript has 32 exons.
AUGCGCAUAACUUAUUGUCAAACGGUGGAUGGCUUGGACUUUGGGUUACAUGGAAAAGUUUUAAACACUAUUGGCAGGAUAUAUUUACCCAUCUCUCUUUUGUCUGCAGGAGGCUGUUCCUUUGACGAGCACUACAGCAACUGUGGUUAUAGUGUGGCGCUGGGGACCAAUGGAUUCACCUGGGAGCAGAUUAACACAUGGGAGAAGCCAAUGCUGGACCCAGCAGUGCCCACAGGAUCCUUCAUGAUGGUAAACAGCUCUGGAAGGGCCUCUGGACAGAAGGCCCACCUUCUUCUGCCCACCUUGAAGGAGAACGAUACCCACUGCAUUGACUUCCAUUACUACUUCUCCAGUCGUGAUCGCUCCAGCCCGGGGGCCUUGAAUGUCUACGUGAAGGUCAAUGGCGGACCCCAGGGAAACCCUGUCUGGAACGUGUCUGGCGUAGUCACCGAGGGCUGGGUGAAAGCGGAACUUGCCAUUAGCACCUUCUGGCCACAUUACUACCAGGUGAUUUUUGAAUCCGUCUCUUUGAAGGGUCAUCCUGGCUACAUCGCAGUGGACGAGGUCCGAGUCCUUGCUCAUCCAUGCAGAAAAGCACCUCAUUUUCUGCGACUCCAAAACGUCGAGGUGAACGUGGGGCAGAAUGCUACGUUUCAGUGCAUCGCUGGUGGGAAGUGGUCUCAGCAUGACAAACUUUGGCUCCAGCAAUGGAAUGGCAGAGAUACGGCCCUCAUGGUCACUCGGGUGGUCAACCACAGGCGUUUCUCAGCCACGGUCAGCGUGGCAGACACUGCCCAGCGCAGUGUCAGCAAAUAUCGCUGUGUGAUCCGCUCAGAUGGUGGAUCUGGUGUUUCCAACUAUGCGGAGCUGAUUGUAAAAGAGCCUCCCACGCCCAUUGCGCCCCCAGAGCUGCUGGCUGUGGGGGCCACCUACCUGUGGAUCAAGCCAAAUGCCAACUCCAUCAUUGGGGAUGGACCCAUCAUCCUGAAGGAGGUGGAAUACCGCACCACCACAGGCACCUGGGCUGAGACCCACAUUGUCGACUCUCCCAACUACAAGCUGUGGCAUCUGGACCCUGAUGUGGAGUAUGAGAUACGGGUACUACUCACAAGACCAGGCGAAGGGGGGACAGGACCUCCAGGGCCUCCCCUCACCACCAGGACAAAGUGUGCUGACCCUGUUCAUGGCCCACAGAACGUGGAGAUUGUGGACAUCCGGGCCCGGCAGCUGACUCUGCAGUGGGAGCCCUUUGGCUAUGCGGUGACCCGCUGCCACAGCUAUAACCUCACAGUACAGUACCAGUAUGUGUUCAACCAGCAGCAGUAUGAAGCUGAGGAGGUCAUCCAGACCUCUUCCCACUACACCCUGCGGGGCCUGCGCCCCUUCAUGACCAUCAGGCUGCGGCUGCUUCUCUCCAACCCUGAGGGACGGAUGGAGAGUGAGGAGCUGGUGGUGCAGACUGAAGAAGAUGUUCCUGGAGCUGUUCCUCUUGAAUCCAUCCAAGGAGGACCCUUUGAAGAGAAGAUCUAUAUCCAGUGGAAACCUCCCAAUGAAACUAAUGGUGUUAUCACACUCUAUGAGAUCAACUACAAAGCUGUUGGCUCCCUGGACCCAAGUGCCGAUCUUUCUAGCCAGAGAGGGAAAGUGUUCAAGCUCCGGAAUGAAACUCACCACCUGUUUGUGGGUCUGUACCCAGGAACCACCUAUUCUUUCACUAUCAAGGCCAGCACAGCCAAGGGCUUUGGACCUCCAGUCACCACUCGGAUUGCUACUAAAAUUUCAGCUCCUUCGAUGCCUGAAUAUGACACAGACACCCCACUGAACGAAACGGACACAACCAUCACCGUGAUGCUGAAACCCGCCCAGUCUCGGGGAGCCCCUGUCAGUGUUUAUCAGCUGGUUGUUAAGGAGGAGCGACUUCAGAAAUCACGAAGGGCAGCUGACAUCAUCGAGUGCUUCUCAGUACCUGUGAGCUACAGGAAUGCCUCUAACCUGGAUUCUUUACACUACUUUGCUGCUGAGUUGAAGCCCUCCAACCUGCCUGUCACCCAGCCAUUUACAGUGGGUGACAACAAGACAUACAACGGCUACUGGAAUCCUCCUCUCUCCCCGCUGAAAAGCUACAGCAUCUAUUUCCAGGCACUCAGCAAAGCAAAUGGAGAGACCAAAAUCAACUGUAUUCGUCUGGCUACAAAAGGGGCCUCUACCCAGAACUCUAACACCAUGGAGCCUGAAAAGCAGGUGGACAGCACUGUGAAGAUGGCCGGUGUGAUUGCUGGCCUCCUCAUGUUCAUCAUCAUUCUCCUGGGUGUGAUGCUCACCAUCAAAAGGAGAAGAAAUGCUUAUUCCUACUCCUAUUACUUGAAGCUGGCCAAGAAGCAGAAAGAGACACAGAGCGGAGCCCAAAGGGAGAUGGGACCUGUGGCCUCGGCUGACAAACCCACCACCAAGCUCAGCUCCAGCCGCAACGAUGAAGGCUUCUCCUCUAGCUCCCAGGAUGUUAAUGGAUUUACGGAUGGCAGCCGUGGGGAGCUAUCCCAGCCCACCCUCACGAUCCAGACUCAUCCCUACCGGACCUGUGACCCCGUGGAGAUGAGCUACCCCCGAGACCAGUUCCAACCCGCCAUCCGGGUGGCCGACCUAUUACAGCACAUCACCCAGAUGAAGAGAGGACAGGGCUAUGGGUUCAAGGAGGAAUACGAGGCCUUACCAGAGGGGCAGACUGCUUCAUGGGACACAGCCAAGGAAGAUGAAAAUCGCAAUAAGAAUCGAUAUGGGAACAUCAUAUCCUAUGACCAUUCCCGAGUGAGGCUGCUGGUGCUGGAUGGAGACCCACACUCAGACUAUAUCAACGCCAACUACAUUGAUGGGUACCAUCGACCACGACACUACAUUGCAACCCAAGGUCCAAUGCAAGAGACAGUAAAGGACUUUUGGAGAAUGAUCUGGCAGGAGAACUCAGCCAGCAUCGUCAUGGUCACAAACCUCGUGGAAGUAGGCAGGCACCCAGCGGAACACACUGUGGGAAAUGCCACGCUAGGCCGUGCGGCGUCCCCCGGAAUGGUGAAGUGUGUGCGAUACUGGCCAGAUGAUACAGAAGUCUAUGGAGACAUUAAAGUCACCCUGAUUGAAACAGAGCCCCUAGCAGAAUAUGUCAUUCGUACCUUCACAGUCCAGAAGAAAGGCUACCAUGAGAUCCGGGAACUCCGCCUCUUCCAUUUCACCAGCUGGCCUGACCAUGGCGUCCCCUGCUAUGCCACUGGCCUCCUAGGCUUCGUCCGUCAGGUCAAGUUCCUCAAUCCCCCUGAAGCUGGGCCUAUAGUGGUGCACUGCAGUGCUGGAGCUGGGAGGACUGGCUGUUUCAUUGCCAUUGAUACCAUGCUUGACAUGGCUGAGAACGAAGGGGUGGUGGACAUCUUCAACUGCGUACGUGAGCUGCGGGCACAGAGGGUCAAUUUGGUGCAGACAGAGGAGCAGUACGUGUUUGUGCACGAUGCCAUCCUGGAAGCAUGCCUCUGCGGCAAUACGGCCAUCCCCGUGUGUGAGUUCCGCUCUCUUUACUACAACAUCAGUAGGCUGGACCCACAGACGAACUCCAGCCAGAUCAAAGAUGAAUUUCAGACACUCAACAUUGUGACACCCCGUGUCCGGCCUGAGGACUGCAGCAUCGGGCUCCUGCCCCGGAACCAUGAUAAGAACCGGAGCAUGGAUGUCCUGCCUCUAGACCGCUGCCUGCCCUUCCUCAUCUCAGUGGAUGGAGAAUCCAGCAACUAUAUCAAUGCAGCACUGAUGGAUAGCCACAAGCAACCUGCCGCCUUUGUGGUCACCCAGCACCCUCUCCCCAACACUGUGGCAGACUUCUGGAGGUUGGUGUUCGAUUAUAACUGCUCCUCUGUGGUGAUGCUGAAUGAGAUGGACACUGCUCAGCUCUGCAUGCAGUACUGGCCUGAGAAGACAUCUGGGUGCUACGGGCCCAUCCAGGUGGAGUUCGUCUCAGCAGACAUCGACGAGGACAUCAUCCACAGAAUAUUCCGCAUCUGCAACAUGGCUCGGCCCCAGGAUGGAUAUCGUAUAGUGCAGCACCUCCAGUACAUCGGCUGGCCUGCCUACCGGGACACGCCUCCCUCCAAGCGCUCUCUGCUCAAAGUGGUCCGGAGGCUGGAGAAGUGGCAAGAGCAGUAUGAUGGGAGGGAGGGGCGCACUGUAGUCCACUGCCUAAACGGGGGAGGCCGCAGUGGGACCUUCUGUGCCAUCUGCAGCGUGUGUGAGAUGAUCCAGCAGCAAAAUAUCAUCGACGUGUUCCACAUCGUGAAAACACUGCGGAAUAACAAGUCCAACAUGGUGGAGACCCUGGAACAGUAUAAAUUUGUAUACGAGGUGGCACUGGAAUAUUUAAACUCCUUUUAGCCCAACGGGAUGGAGAAACAUGCCAGAGUUCAGAGGCUGUUGUGGCCACACGUCUUUUUCUCUGAAUAGCUGUGACUGGGCUCAGGGACUCAGAGAUGGUCCCCCUGCCUAACUUGAAAAGAAGACUUGUGGUUCUGUGUUCCGUGGUGGGCUCUGCACCUUCUGAGAGGCCUCCUGUAGAUGUGGGAGAUGCUUCACUCACAAGCCCAGGUUCCCUUCCAUACUCGACCAGCCACAACCUUGGGGCCACACAGAAGAGCACCCACAAACAAAGCCCGGGACUUGUGGUUUCCAGAGUUCUUGCUUUUGUUCUUCCUGAGUUUGUGAAUCUCAUGGCACGCCAGCUAUGCAGGUGCUGGGGAGUGAGUGGCCAGCCAGCACCGCUUUCCCUCCUUCUCUUGGGAGUGUUGAAAAUAUGAAUUCUACUCUUCCAUGCAGUUGUAAGAAUGGGGAUUUGGAAGUCACUGCUCUGAUGCCCCUUGUAAUCUCCUUCAGAGGUCUCUGAAACCAGACACCUGCUCAUCUGGAUCAGGGCAGCCUCAGAAUGGACCCUAGACAACAGCAGAGGCUCCUCUUCAACCUCACACCUAACCUGCAUGGGGCUCGGCCCACUACCAUUCUGUACCCCUUCCCCAGCCCAAACUUUGACUGUCUGUCAUUCACUGACCAGCAGCUCUGCCCACAGCGCAAUUCCAUAAAAGAUUUUCUUUCCCUUUUUGUGGUCUCUGGGAGGGGCUGGGACUGGGGAAUGUUGUUGCUCUUCCUUUCCUUUGUAAAAGGGACCGGCCUAGUGCGGGGCUCUCACUGGCUUGUACAAUGUAACCCUUAUGUCUCCUUGGUGGUAGCUUCCUCUGGAAGGGAUGAAGAAAAUAAGAGUUGAUUAUUUUCCCAAGUGUAUGUGCAAAGAAAUUUGUCUUUUGAGGGUGUAAAAUCUUAGUCUCUUAUGUCAAAAAGGUAAGGUGAGAGUUUGAAUGUGUAGUUCUGAGACAAAUCUUUUGAGCCUAUUGUAGUAUCUGGUUAUGUCCUUGAAAGGGUCCCACCUGGGAGAGUACAGCCAAUUGAGCAAGGGAGGGACAAACUAGUCCAAAAAUGGUCCCUGGUUUCUGGGACAUAGCACUAGCUUUGAGCACAAUUUGGAUCUCAAAAUUGAGCUUCUUCCCAGAGAAAGCUAGCCUCUGUCUUGCAAAAGGCCAUUGUGGAUCUAGCCAUGCUUUGGUUUAAAAUAGCUCAAAGGGAUUAGGCCUGGAACUCUGGGUCUUGCCCAAAUACGAGUGAGUCUAGGAGAGGGAGCAGCAUCUGCUAAGUAUCUCCGCUAUGCCAGGCGCCACGCUUGGCACCUUCCACGUGAUGUCACAUGUAGUCUCAAUACCCGCAACAGGGAGCUCUGUUCAUCUCCAUUUUGCAUUUGUGGAAAUGGAGGAACCUUUCUAAAUGAUGGAAUCCCAGGCUCCAAAAAGGCAGACAAAGAUGACAGAACUUUUUCUGAACUGUUUUCUUCAUACUUUCUUCAUACAAGCAAUUAUUUAACAGAGGAGAAAUAAGGCUAGGAAUUUAUGACUAGAGAACUUUGUGGAUGGAAACUUAGUUUUCUUUCUCCAGUUCUUCUGGGAGGCCCAAAUUUUCAGAUAUAUUUUAGUAACACUUUCCCUGUUACCCUGGAAAGCUAGUUUCAUCUAAUUUCUUCUUUCAGUGAGAAACAAUUCUUCUACUCCCUCAGGCUAUGAGUGAGCCAGCCAGGGACACUCUCUACCUUGGUCUCUAGCCAGUGCUUAGGUAUAGUGUCUGACAGACUGAGGUGUCCUGGGAUCUAAGAAGUGCCAUCUUGUAGGCUGGUCUAACCCUGAACAGGGUAUGAACAACACCAAAUUCAAUAAGGCAUAGUUUGUGUCCUUACGGGCUCACUGUUGUACUGGAGAAAUUGAACCACAAUGCAAUAGCAGAGGGGAUGCGAGUGUUACAUGGACCUAUGUACAAGAGAGCCUCACUCUGCCUAGGGCCCCCUAAAGGAAGUAGCAUUCAUUCCAGCUGGGUCUCAGCAGGUACAAAAAGGAAGGAAAGGAAAUUCCAGCCAGUGGGUCAGUAUGUGCAAUGGCAAAGAGGUAUCAGGAAGGACAGACAAUAGGAGGUCAGGCCAGCAGGAGCGUAGCAGGACAGAGGGAAUGGCAGGAAGUAAGCUAGGUCAGGAAGACAAGUGCCCCACAGAGAGUGCAGAUGUUGUCCUGUGGUCAACAGCAAGCCAGCAGAGCUUCACGGUGACAUGCUCACCCCAGUGCUGAAGAGGCCAGUGGGGCUGCCUCUUCUCCUUUCAUCAGACACUGUGAAAACAUCCCUUUAUGCGUGUUAUUUUUUUUUAAUAUUGUAUCUGUUUGUCUUUUUGCUCAUUAUUUUGUGGCUGGAACAAAAUACACAGUGGAUCAUGAGCUGUUGUUCCUGUAAGAGACCCGGGAUCUCUGCUUGACCACAGAGCAAGGUCAGCAAGCCAGGCCUCCGAGCACACUGAGAUGGAACAUGAAAGCAGCUCGUGAAAGCCGCCUCUGUUGGUGUAGGCUCUGGAGCUGUCCAGAUGUCAGGGACACCAGACUUGAUCAAGGCAGGGCUGUCACUUGGGAAGUUCAAAAGGAAGUCUCAAAGCAAAGACAGGCAAAAGACCCCUGGGACUAACUUGCUCUUCCCCUUUGAUGGGCCUCUUCCCAGAUGUAUUUGAGCAGGUCCCUGGAGCCCAACUCUACUGGUCCUGCUGGCUUUCUCUGGCUCCGCCCACUGCCCCAUUGGCCUUCCCAGCCGCAAGGAGUCCACAGCAUGGUAUAUCAGCCUGUCGUCUCCUAUUUCCUGAGAUCUUGGCUCAUGCAGACAGGCUAAUACAGGGCUAUUUAACACAGAUGCUUGGAUUUGUUCUGCUCAUGAAAGGGUGAAAUAGAUGCCAGAUAAAAAUGAGAGGGGCCUCCAUCACGGAAAAUGGUGGAAAUUUAAAGUUGGCUUCAAGGAGAAGGAAACUUACAAAAAUUCAGGCCAUGGUGGCUUAACCCAGCAAGGCCAGCUUGUUCCCUCAUGUUGUCACAAUUCAACCACUCUCCAAACAAGUCAGGGUAGUAAGCUGGUCUUAGCCUUGUGUAUGCAAAAGGAACUUAGGUUUAAGGAUAGAGUUGACUUGUCUAAGUUCCCACAGGAAGGCUAUAAGGCAGGGCUUGGAUGAGGGCAAGUAACAGUACCCAGUAUUUAGACUUAAUAACUUGUCCAUGAAAUCUCUCAAAUGAAAUACAUCUCCAGAUAUGUUCUCUCCUCUCAUUAGUAACAAGGUAGGCUCACUCUUCUAUGAGCAUAGAAAAAUAGUAUUAACACUCUCCACAACAGAAGUGCAUUCAUUUACGAGGUACUGAAGAGUGCCCUCCCUUAGCAAAGAUCUUCCUGUGGAACCCCAUCUGGAAACGAUGCAAGGAAUUAAUAAGAAGCCAGAAAUUGUCCCCGCCUUAUGUGUGUUUAUGGCCUAGAU